AUGGGGACCGUUCACGCUAAGGCUAAACAAAAUGAAGGGUUUGGUGAGGUGGGAAGUGGGUUGCUUGGUAUGGACGAUCCAGUAGAACUAGAUGAAGAGCCUAUCACAAAACCUAAUAUAAAGCUGAAUGGAGUUCGGGCUCGUGUUGAUCGCGUACAUGUGGAUGGCCUGAGCCGAACUAAAGACGACAUCGUGCGAGGGGCCGUCGACGAUCUCUUUCAUGCGACCGAUUUCGAGGAUGUCAUACUGCGGGCCCACAAGGUGCGAAGCGCUUUGGAUGCGACUGGAUGCUUCCGAGACAUUGGGGUCUUCAUCGACGUGUCUUCGGGUCCCGGCGCGACACCCGAGGGACUGGAGGUAACCUUCCAAGUGAAGGAGCUCUCGCGCAUCGUGGGCGGAAUAAACACGACCGUCAGCGAAAACGAAGGCAACUUGGUCAUAGGCGUCAAGAUGCCUAACGUGGCCGGUAGGGGCGAGAGGGUCCAAGCGGAGUACAGCGUCGGCCACCGCAGUUCGUCCAACUUCAGCGUGACGGCCUCGAAGCCCUUCCCCCGCAGCCCCCUGGCGCCCACUCUCUCGGCUUCGGUGUACCAACAGAACCACGAGUAUCCCUGGUCCGGCUACCGCCUCCUCGACAGGGGUCUGAUGCUCGACCUGGCCUUCAACACCUCACCAUCGACGAAGCACAACCUGCAAUGGGAGGGUUUGGUGCGCGACACGUCCGUAUUGAGCAAAACGACCAGCUUCAAAGUGCGCGAGAGCAGCGGUCCGCAGAUGAAGUCGGUGCUGCGGCACGUGGUGACCGUGGACCGGCGCGACGAGCCGGUGUUCCCCACUCGCGGCACCUGGCUGCAGUUCAGCAGCGCCGUGGCCGGCCUGGGUGGCGGCGUGGCGCACGUGCGCACCGAGAUGCAGGCGCAGGCGAACGGCACGCUGCCCGGCGCGCCCUCCGUGGUGUUCCAGGCGACGGGCGCCGUGGGCGUGCUCCACGACAUGUUCGGAACGGAGCUGGCGGACCGCUUCUUCCUGGGCGGGCCCGCCACGCUCAGGGGCUUCGCGCAGCGGGGCGUAGGCCCCCGCGCUGAUGGCCUGGCCCUGGGGGGGACGAUGUACUGGGCGACGGGCCUGCACGUGUACGCGCCUCUGCCGUUCGUGGCGGCCCGCGGUGGCCUGUCGGAGCUGUUCCGCUCGCACCUGUUUCUGAACGGCGGCUGCCUCGCCCACCCAGAGGAGGGCGCGUCGGCGGCCGCUGCGCUGGCGGAGGUGCGGUUGGCGGGCGGCUGCGGCGUGGCGCUGCGGCUGGGCCGCGUGGCCAGGGUCGAGCUCAACUACUGCGUCCCGCUGCGCGCGCAGCCCAGGGACCUCGCCGCGCCCGGCCUGCAGCUCGGCGUGGCCGCGCACUUCCUC
This is a messenger RNA of Iphiclides podalirius (scarce swallowtail), 1407 nucleotides long. The record is from the annotation of a GenBank genome assembly. Lineage: Eukaryota; Metazoa; Arthropoda; Insecta; Lepidoptera; Papilionidae.